Molecule: messenger RNA, 1060 nt
Organism: Oldenlandia corymbosa var. corymbosa
Lineage: Eukaryota; Viridiplantae; Streptophyta; Magnoliopsida; Gentianales; Rubiaceae
Source: the annotation of a GenBank genome assembly
UAAUAGCCCGCCACUUGUACCACAUUUUUUUGGGAUAUUGCAGAUACUUUACACAUUCUUUUUUCUUAGUUUAAAAUUCAUAUGAAGCAUUGACAUUAGGUACGGUUGGAGAAUAUGUCUUCGUAUCAUUUUUCUUAAAAUUUGGUUUGUUUGAUGAACAGGUGAACCCCAAAAAAGAAAAGAUUUUGAAGUUGAGAAAGGAUUUAAAGGAAGCCCAAAUGGCGGCUGAGGAGACUGAGUAUCCGUUGAGACAUGCAUCUGAGAGAGCCCUACGGAUAAGGAGCAGCCGAGGCAGUUGAGACGUGAAGCCAAAAGGGCGCGAGAAAAACAAGGGAACAAAUUGAAGGAAUUGAAAGAUUUGAUUCGCUUGCUAACGGCGCAAUUGGAAAGGGUUCGUGUUAAUGGAGACCCGCCCUCAAAUACCAGGAACCUGGCCUCAAAUACCAGGGUCCUGUUCUUUAUCGUACCUACUAAAAGGACGACAAGUCCUCAUAUUCAAGUUGGGAUGCCAGUUACCGAGAUUGGUAAAGAAUUACGCAUCAAGUCUUCCAAAAGAAUUCGUUGUGGCAGCCACGAUUUGGUAGUUUUUAAGGGAAGAUGGGGAAGACUUCCUUUCAACCAACCCGUUGUUGUGCAGCAGUUGCCACGUCUUUAUCGCGACUUUGUAAUCAGGGAUUGCAGUUUUCUCUUUCAAAUUUGUACAAGUUAUAGGAAAGGAAGCGUCAUAUAUCCCAAGGGAUUCUUGGAAGAUGAUAAUUAUAUAUACUUUUGUGUAGAGAGAUACAACUGUACCUUGCUUGAUCUCGUUCGAGCUGAAGCUAUCAGUCGCUCCAAGGACAGCUCAGAGCUCUUUGAGCCCCAACUCGUGACGGCAAAAUCUCUUCUAAACAGAACCUCCUUGUGGCAGAGCAAAAAAUAUACCCAGGAUGCUCAAGUUACUCGAGUUUAUUUGUAUUAGUGAGGUCAAUGCAAGAUUUGUUCGUCUUUAUUAUGUUUUGCUUCAUUAUUAUUUUUGCCAAACAAGUUAUGUUAUAUUUUUUAAUCAUGUUGUUCAACAAUC